Molecule: messenger RNA, 1352 nt
Organism: Emys orbicularis (European pond turtle)
Lineage: Eukaryota; Metazoa; Chordata; Testudines; Emydidae
Gene: GNB1
Product: G protein subunit beta 1
Exons: 11
Coding region: 131-1153 (340 amino acids)
Biological process (GO): G protein-coupled receptor signaling pathway
Cellular component (GO): cytoplasm; heterotrimeric G-protein complex
Molecular function (GO): protein binding; signaling receptor complex adaptor activity
Source: RefSeq, a predicted model, not a curated record
GGGGACGCAGCUGGAGUGGGCAGGGGCCGCGGGCGGCGGACACAGCGGCCCCGUUAAUGAGCAGCGGCCGGAGGGGCAGAUUUCUGAUUGUCUCAGAGGUGGCAGUGAAGCCCACCUUUAGCACAGGAAGAUGAGUGAACUUGACCAGUUACGCCAGGAGGCUGAGCAACUGAAAAACCAAAUCAGAGAUGCCAGAAAAGCAUGUGCAGAUGCCACUCUGGCCCAGAUCACAGCCAACAUUGAUCCAGUGGGUCGAAUUCAGAUGCGUACUAGAAGAACAUUGAGGGGGCACUUGGCUAAAAUUUAUGCAAUGCACUGGGGGACUGAUUCCAGGCUUCUAGUUAGUGCCUCCCAGGAUGGCAAACUUAUCAUCUGGGAUAGCUAUACCACAAACAAGGUCCAUGCCAUUCCCCUGCGUUCAUCUUGGGUGAUGACCUGUGCAUAUGCCCCCUCUGGAAACUAUGUGGCCUGCGGUGGUCUUGAUAACAUCUGUUCCAUUUACAACCUGAAAACUCGUGAAGGAAAUGUACGUGUCAGCCGUGAGCUGGCUGGUCACACAGGUUACUUGUCAUGCUGCCGUUUCCUGGAUGAUAAUCAAAUUGUUACGAGCUCUGGAGACACCACUUGCGCCCUUUGGGAUAUUGAAACUGGCCAGCAGACGACCACAUUUACUGGACACACCGGGGAUGUCAUGAGUUUGUCCUUGGCUCCUGAUGCCAGGUGUUUUGUUUCUGGUGCCUGUGAUGCCUCUGCCAAACUGUGGGAUGUUAGAGAAGGAAUGUGUCGGCAAACAUUCACUGGCCACGAGUCAGACAUCAAUGCCAUCUGUUUCUUCCCAAAUGGCAAUGCAUUUGCCACAGGCUCAGAUGAUGCCACAUGCAGGCUCUUUGAUCUUCGUGCUGACCAGGAGCUUAUGGUUUAUUCACAUGACAAUAUCAUCUGCGGCAUCACCUCUGUAGCAUUCUCCAAAAGCGGACGUCUCCUCUUAGCUGGUUAUGAUGAUUUUAACUGCAAUGUCUGGGACACGCUGAAAGCUGAUAGAGCAGGUGUCCUUGCUGGCCACGAUAACCGUGUCAGUUGCUUAGGUGUGACUGACGAUGGUAUGGCAGUAGCAACAGGAUCAUGGGAUAGCUUCCUCAAGAUCUGGAACUGAAGCCUGUAGACAAGCGACGGACUCCACCGUGACUGGAAGACAUUUCCAACGGUUGAAAACUAAAAUGAUAGCAUAUCCAAUCCAACCAUACUAACUUGGACCCCCCCAUUCUCCUCAAAACUUCAAAGGGCAAGAUCUUUUACCGUCUCCUAUUGCUGAAAUGAAGAGCACAAUUACUUUUCAAAGAAGAAUUUCUGUA